AUGAAGCCUGCGCGUUCUAAGAGCAGAAAAGCUCUCACUAUAGAGGCUGAGCAAAGCAAUGCAGCUCAACCAGAGAAUAUUUCUGAAGAACAGGGGCCCCCGAGGGCUCCGCCCGCGAACGAAGAAGCCAUAACCCGUAUGGCCGAGUUCGUAACUGAGAAUCCCAAUAUUUUCGAGGAAUUGGGAAGAUACCUUAAGAGGCAAGGCAAGCAGAAGGUCGAAUCCUCCAAAAGGAAGUCGGACGGAUCUCCUGAAGACUCAUCCGAAGAAGGGUCAGAUGGGAGGCGCCUGAGCCGAAGCGCGUCGAAACGGGCUUUCUCUAAGGCCACCUCUAAGGUAGCCUCUAUUACUAAGGCCUUCUCUCGAGGGCUCUUAGGGAGACGACCCGAGGAAGAGCCUCGGCCCUUGGGAAGACCUGGGGUGGAUUACAUGAGAGCCCCACCCUUCACUGACGAUAUUAAUGAGGAAAGGCUUCCUCCAAAUUUCAAACUUCCAUCGAUACAAUCUUAUGAUGGCCGAGGUGAUCCCGAGGAUCACAUUCAUGCCUUUAUCUCCGCCUUCCGUCUGUACUGCAUUCCUGAUCCCGUCAUCUGCCGGGCUUUCCCCGUAUUCCUUCAGGGCACGGCUCGAAAAUGGUUCGCAAGUUUGGAACCUAGGAGCAUUUCGACCCUGGGGGAAUUAGUGGAGAGAUUUUUUCACCGGUUUAUCUCUUCUCGACCUACAACUAGGACCUCGGCCUACCUGUUGAGUAUGCAGCAGAACCCCGGGGAGUCACUUCGGUCGUACGUCCAGAGGUUCAAUGAGAAAAGUGUACAAAUACCUGACCCUAGCGAACAGGUUACCAUAGCCGCCUUCACCCAUGGGCUCGUGUCCGGGGUAUUCAACACGGGAAUUCAUAAAAAAUAUCCCCGCACCCUUCACGAGCUGUGGUCAAAGGUGGAGAAGGGCAUACAAGCCGAAGACCUCAACCGCAUGAAGAAGGAGGUCCAAGCGGCGCGCCCGAGAGUUGACGCCAGGAAAGGGAAUGACUUCGGCCGAAGUGACGCGAAAGCGGGAGGUGGUUUCCAAAGUCCUGGCCGGGACCGCCGCAGCGUGUUCGAUAGGAUCUCCAAGGGGAAAGCCCCCAUCCCUGAGUCUGACCUGACCCCCUUGAACACCUCCCGAUCUCAGGUACUCUCCGUCAUGGAGCAACACGACCUCGGGAAGGCACCUCCCAAGAUGUACGGUAGCCGGGAUAAGAGGAACUCGAACCUCUACUGCCUGUAUCACCGGGACAUCGGGCAUGAGACUGAGGAUUGUAACGACCUAAAGAGGGAGAUCGAGAACCUCAUCCGUCAAGGUCAUUUAAAGCAGUUCAUUCGCCGAGGUGACCAACGCCGAGACAACCGCCGUGACGGACGGGGUGACCAGCGCCGAGACGAACGGCGGACUUCACGGAGCAGUUGCCGACCUCCUGAGGAUCUUAGGGAGGCCAAGAGGCCUCCCCGAGACGGAUCAUCAGGUCAGGGGUUGGGCUACGGACCAACUAUCGCCGGGGUGAUCAACACUAUUGCCGGGGGUCCGACGGGGGGGGAUAGUCAAAACUCCCGGAAGAGGACCUACAGGCAAGCCCAUCCGGAACAGGCCGAGUCAAGCUCUCGCCUGGCCGAGGUUAUUACCUACGGGCCUAGUGACCCCGUUCCAGCUGCCUCCAGUAGUCACGAGGCCUUGGUGAUUGAAGUUCUCACCAACAACUAUAUUGUGAAAAAGGUCUACAUUGACCCGGGGAGUUCAGUGGACGUCAUGUACCUGCACACCUUCGAGAGCCUCAAGUUGGCCAGGGAGAGUAUGACCCCGGUGAGAACCCCCCUUGUAGGGUUCGGGGGACACAUUGUGUACCCUGAAGGGAUGGUGACGCUGACAGUAACUGUGGGGCGUCAUCCCCGCUGCAGAACCAUCCCCGUUAACUUCGUGAUAGUUAAAGCUGAUUCGCCUUACAACCUACUCUUGGGACGCCCUACACUUAAUGUUUUGCGAGCAGUGUAUUCCACCUAUCACCUAAGCUUUAAAUUUCUCACUCCUGCUGGGGUAGCCGAAGUCAGCAGCGACGUCUGCGCUGCCCGAGAAUGCUACCUCGCCACCCUCCAGGCAGCUUCCCCAUCAACUUCCGAAGUAGGGACUGAAAAGAGGUCAAAUGUCCUCUCGAUAGACAGCAUCGAUCCACGGCGAGCUGAGGAGGUGCCGAGGCUGGAGACGGGGGAUGAGGUAGAAGAAUUCUCUUUGGACCCCACAAAGCCGGAACAAACGGUUCGUGUCGGCACCCGAUUACCCAACCUUGUCAAGAAAGGCAUGUUGGACCUUCUCAGAGAUUUCCGGGACGUCUUUGCUUGGAACUCGGAGGAGGUCCAAGGGGUCCCACAUCACCUCAUAAUACAUGAGCUGAACGUCGACCCCCAAAUCCGCCCGGUCAAACAGAAAAGAAGGCACCUCGGCCCUGAGCGUAGCCGAGCUGUUAGUGAAGAGGUGGACAAGCUCCUCCCGGCGAAGAUUAUUCGGGAGGUCCAGUAUCCAACCUGGCUGUCCAACCCGGUCAUGGUAAAGAAGGACACUGGGGCCUGGAGAAUGUGUGUCGACUUCACUGACCUCAACAAAGCCUGUCCUAAGGACUGCUAUCCAUUACCCAAGGUGGACACCUUAGUGGACUCAGCAAUGGGUUUUGAGAUCCUCUGCUUUUUUGAUGCCUUUAAGGGGUAUCACCAGAUUGGAAUGAGCCCGGAGGAUCAGGAGAAGACUGCCUUUUACACCGAUCAAGGCACGUACUGUUACACUACCAUGCCUUUCGGAUUGAAGAACGCCGGAGCCACGUAUCAACGCUUGGUUAACCAAGCUUUCAAAUCUCAGAUCGGCCGGACUGUCGAGGCUUACGUGGAUGAUAUCCUUCUCAAAAGUCGAACCACCUCCACAUUCCUUGCCGACCUGAAAGAAGUUCUGGAAGUCCUUCGGAGGACACGAAUGAUGUUAAACCCCAAGAAGUGUGUCCUGGGGGUCACAUCGGGGAAGUUUUUGGGCUACCUCGUCUCUAGGCGAGGCAUUGAAGCGAAUCCAGAUAAGGUGAAAGCAAUUCAAGAAAUGUCUCCACCUCGGUGUGUUCGCGAUGUUCAAAGACUGACCGGUCGGUUGGCCGCCCUAAACCGGUUCCUAUCCCAGUCGGCCUCUAAGGCCCUGCCCUUCUUUAAAGUCCUCAAAAAGGCCGACAGCUUCUCCUGGACUGAAGAGUGUAAGCGGGCGUUCGAGCAGCUCAAGGAAUACCUUAACCACCUCCCAACACUCACCUCACCUCGCCCCGGGGACAAAUUAUUUUUGUACUUGUCCGCUGCAGCCGAAGCAGUGAGUGCUGUGCUAAUAAGGGAAGAAGGUGUCCAAACACCUGUGUACUAUGUCAGUCGGGUUCUCCGAGGUCCGGAAACCAGAUACACUCAAGCAGAGAAGCUUGUGCUGGCCUUGAUCCACGCGGCUCGAAGGCUCAAGCCCUACUUCUUGGCUCACCACGUCUGCUUGAGGACAGACCAGCCACUCCGGCAAGUCUUGUCGCGACCGGAAGCCUCUGGGCGCCUCACCAAGUGGGCCAUUGAGCUGGGAGAAUACGACUUAUCAUAUGAACCGCGUAAGGCGAUCAAGGCUCAGGCCCUCGCAGAUUUCCUGGCUGAGCUUACUUUCGACGAGGUGCACGUGGCCACCUCGGCUACUACCCAGGCGCCCACUCCAACCACCCCCGAGAUUCAGCGCUGGACCUUACAUGUGGACGGCUCGUCCAAUAGUGGGGGAAGUGGAGCCGGGCUGCUCCUCGAAGAUCCCCAGGGAGAGGUAUGCUCGUACGCCCUCAGAUUCGACUUCGCAGCCUCAAAUAACGAGGCUGAGUAUGAAGCGGUCAUAGCCGGGCUGCAGUUGGCUCGUAGGCUCGGGGCUGCACACAUCCUGGUCUACAGUGAUUCUCAGCUCGUCGUGUGCCAAAUACUAGGCGAGUACGGAGCCAAGGAAGAGGUAAUGCAACGUUACCUCUCUAAGGUCCUCCAGCUAGUGGCAUACUUUGAGUCCUUCGAGAUCCAAAGAAUCCCGCGGUCGCAAAACAGGAGAGCUGACGCUCUCUCCCGGCUCGCUUCAACCUCUUUCGCCGACCUAAACAAGACGGUUCUCGUGGAAGUCUUGGCCGAGCCGGGGUAUAGAGAAGACAUGGUAUACCCCAUUUGCCCUGGAAACACCUGGAUGGGACCAUUAGUCCGAUUUCUUAACCAAGGUGAGCUCCCUGAAGACCGUGCCGAGUCACGAAAGCUUCAACGUAAAGCAGCCCGGUAUACCCUCCGACAGGGCCUCCUGUACAAAAGGUCCUACCUCGGCCCCUGGCUACGGUGCAUUACUCCGGAAGAAGGCAACAGAAUUCUUCAGGACAUUCACGAGGGACUCUGUGGUGCUCACGUCGGCUUCAGGAUACUCGUGAAAAAAACUCUCCUACUCGGGUACUUCUGGCCCACUAUGAGGAUGGAUGCCCAAGUUAUGGUUCUCUGUUGCCCUUCUUGUCAACAUCACGCCCCCGAGCACCACCAACCGACUAAUCUAAUGAUCCCGAUUACCUCGCCAUGGCCAUUUGAGCAGUGGGGAACUGACAUAAUCGGUCCAUUCCCCAGGGCUCCGGGCAAUUAUGCCUAUGUGGUGGUAGCGGUGGAUUACUUCACCAAGUGGGUCGAAGCCGAGUCUCUGAAGAAUAUCACUGGUUCGGCGGUCCAAAAAUUCUUCUGGAAGAAUGUGGUUUGUCGCUUCGGCCUACCCCGGGUGGUCAUCUCAGAUAACGGCCGGCAGUUCGCCGACAAUCCUUUUAAGGCCUGGUGUGAAGAGCUCGGGAUCAAACAACAUUUCACCUCGGUCGGGCACCCCCAAGCUAACGGACAAGCCGAAAAUUUCAAUCGAACCCUCCUCCAUGGCCUUAAGACCAGGCUCCACCGGGCUGGAUCGUCGUGGAUGGAAGAGCUUCCUAGUGUGCUGUGGUCAUACAGAACCACGCCGAGGUCAGCCACCCAAGAAACUCCCUUUUCCUUGACUUAUGGAUCUGAGGCUGUCGUUCCGGCUGAGUUUAUUACACCCAGCCCACGGAUGGCCGCGUACGCUGCUGAAGUCAACGAGGAGGAGCGACGAGUUGACCUCGAUCUUGCCGAAGAAAAACGCGAUGUGACCGCAGCCAAGGUUGCUACCUAUAAAAAUAUCCUAGCCAGCUAUUACAACGCUCGGGUCAAACACCUAAGGUUCAGCCCGGGAGACCUCGUACUCCGGAAGAACUCGGUUAGCCGAGCUGAGCCCCUGGGAAAACUCAAUCCCAAGUGGGAGGGACCCUACCGUGUUGUUGAGUCCAGCCAAAAUAGAUAUUGUAAGUUAGCUUACCGAGACGGUUCGCGGGUGCCCCGAACUUGGCACGCUGAGAAUCUUAAAUUGUAUUUCCCUUGA
Molecule: messenger RNA, 5472 nt
Organism: Coffea arabica (coffee)
Lineage: Eukaryota; Viridiplantae; Streptophyta; Magnoliopsida; Gentianales; Rubiaceae
Source: RefSeq, a predicted model, not a curated record